GGCAGAUGCAUGUCUUCCAUAUGUGUAGCAAUGCACUGGCAUUGAUCAAGAACUUGACAGACACGGACAUGGCAAGUCAGGGUUACCCAUCAGGGCGGCAACUUGAGGAGCAAGACGAAACAGAAUGGCCUGAAUGGUUGUCGGCGGGAGACAGGAGACUGCUGCAGGCGCCAACAGUUACCCCUGAUGUAACCGUGGCCGCUGAUGGCAGCGGUGACUUCCGCACGGUGUCGGAGGCGGUGGCGGCUGCACCGGAGAGAAGCACCAGGAGAUACAUUAUAAAGAUUAACGCUGGAGUGUAUACGGAAAAUGUGGAUGUCCCUACGAGGAAGACCAAUCUCAUGUUUGUGGGAGAUGGGAGGGUUAAUACCAUCAUCACUGCUAGCAGAAAUGUUGUUGACGGCAGCACCACUUUCAACUCUGCCACUGUGGGAGGGGGACACAGAGAGUGGAAAAUGGAGUAUUUGAUGCUGCUUUUUAUAUAGGCUAGGCGAAAACUUUAGGUCAUCUUAGAUUUUUUUUUUAAAAGAAGCAAUUUUUCAUUUUUUUUAGAGUUAUUUCCUAGCUUCUAAGAAACUACAAGUAAUCAAGUAUUUGUGGAAGUGAACUUUGAAGCGAUCUGUCUUUGGCUAAAAAAGGAAUUGUUCAAUAUUUUUAACGAGUCCACCAAUUCAAUCUUGGACGGCCGCUGUCUGAAGCUAACUCUUAGAUAAAUAAAACUGAAGCCUGGUCCUUGAGAAAAUGAAAGAUUAUUAAAUUCUCAACUACUUAGAUCUCAAAAUCUCCAUCA
Messenger RNA from Theobroma umbraticum, 790 nucleotides. RefSeq names its product pectinesterase/pectinesterase inhibitor U1-like. Gene Ontology annotation, molecular function: pectinesterase activity. Gene Ontology annotation, biological process: cell wall modification. Lineage: Eukaryota; Viridiplantae; Streptophyta; Magnoliopsida; Malvales; Malvaceae. The record is from RefSeq and is a predicted model, not a curated record.